Molecule: messenger RNA, 2958 nt
Organism: Danio rerio (zebrafish)
Lineage: Eukaryota; Metazoa; Chordata; Actinopteri; Cypriniformes; Danionidae
Gene: bmp4
Product: bone morphogenetic protein 4
Biological process (GO): epithelial tube morphogenesis; positive regulation of DNA-templated transcription; positive regulation of multicellular organismal process
Cellular component (GO): extracellular region
Molecular function (GO): growth factor activity
Source: RefSeq, marked validated
AGUGCUGUUCUCGAGUGUUCUAGGAGCUACAGCCACCCGCCUUCACACUGGACUCAGGUUUUCUUCUUCUACGUGAUGCGGAACUAAUAACCUAAGCAGUGCCUUCAAAGGUUGGACUUUUGUUUAUGUGAGGCGAACUCCUUUGAGACCCGUUUUACCGUCUUCAUAUCCAAGAACACCGUGCGCAUCUCUUCCAAUGGAAAAGGAUCUCCCCGCGAUUCUCAAACAGCCUGCCAGGACCACGUAACAUUCGCUUGAGGAGCUCGUCCUGCAUCACCUCUCGACAAACAUGGACUGUUUCCCCAUGCUUUAUUUUCUGUCGAGACAUCAUGAUUCCUGGUAAUCGAAUGCUGAUGGUCAUUUUAUUAUGCCAAGUCCUACUGGGAGAAAGCAGCUAUGCUAGUCUGAUACCCGAGGAAGGGAAGAAGAAAGCGUCGGCUCUUCACCUGGCUCAGAGUCAUGAGCUGCUGCGGGACUUUGAAGCCACGCUGCUGCACAUGUUUGGCCUGCAGAGGCGUCCCAGACCCAGCCACAGCGCCGUCGUACCACAGUAUCUGCUCGACCUCUACCGCCUGCAGUCAGGGGAGCUGGAGGAGGCAGGAGCGCAGCACGUCAGCUUCGACUAUCCUGAAAGAUCCACCAGUCGAGCCAACACCGUGAGAGGAUUCCAUCAUGAAGAGCACCUGGAGGAGCUGCAGUCAGACAGCUCCCAGGAGACUCCUCUGCGAUUCGUUUUUAAUCUCAGCAGCAUCCCAGAGGACGAACUCAUAUCCACCGCAGAGCUUCGCGUCUACAGGCAACAAAUAGAUGACGCCUUCUCAGACCCAGAUCAAACAGGGGACCAUGGUUUGCAUCGGAUAAACAUAUAUGAGGUGUUGAAGGCGCCACGGGAAGGACAGCUCAUCACGCAGCUCCUGGACACACGUUUGGUGAGGCACAACACCUCCAAAUGGGAAAGUUUCGACGUUAGCCCUGCAGUGUUGCGCUGGACCCAAGAAAAACGCUCUAAUCAUGGCCUUGCUGUGGAGGUUGUACAAAUGAAGCGAAACCCAGUUCAAAAGGGACGACAUGUUCGUGUAAGUCGCUCCGUGCAUCCUCUUCCGGAUGAAGAGUGGGACCAGCUACGCCCCCUGCUGGUCACAUUCGGACAUGACGGCAAAAGUCACCCGCUGACUCGGCGAGCGAAACGCAGCCCUAAACAAAGAGGUCGAAAGCGUAAUCGUAACUGCCGGAGACAUGCGCUGUAUGUGGAUUUCAGCGACGUAGGCUGGAACGACUGGAUUGUGGCACCGCCUGGAUAUCAGGCGUAUUACUGUCAUGGAGAGUGUCCCUUUCCAUUAGCCGAUCAUCUCAACUCCACCAAUCACGCUAUCGUACAGACACUGGUGAACUCGGUGAACACCAAUAUCCCCAAAGCCUGCUGCGUGCCCACUGAGCUCAGCGCAAUCUCCAUGCUUUACCUGGACGAAACGGACAGGGUGGUGCUGAAAAACUAUCAGGAGAUGGUGGUCGAGGGGUGUGGCUGCCGCUAAACGGAGACUCUUACCACAAAAACAUCCACACGUGGACACUUAUUUAUAACUUGUGUUUGUCAUUUCUUGUCUGAUCGAUCAUAUAUUUUGACAGAAAGUAUAUAUAUAUAAAUAUAUAUUUAUAUCGGUGUAGUAAAAAAUAAAUAAAAUGAAAGUGUCCUUAUUUGAAUUAUAUAAUUCAGCUUUCCAUAAUGUAUAUCAGACUGUAUAAGGUUUUUUCUAUAUGGAGCCAGAUCAGUCUCAAAAAUUAUACAUUUACAAAAUAAAUUUCAUACGCUCACAACAAAAUUAUCAUUUACAAAAUCCAAUUCGUGAAUUCAAAACACAAUUCGUAAAUACACAAAUCCAAUUAGUAAAUUCAAAACAAAAUUAAAAAAUGCUCAAAUUCAAUUCGUAAAUUCAAAAUGCCAUUUGUAAAUACACAUAUCCAAUUUGUAAAGUCAAUACAAUUUGAAAAUACACAAAUCCAAUUCGUGAAUUCAAAACACGAUUCGUAAAUGCACAAAUUCAAUUCGUAAAUUCAAAACGUGAUUCGUAAAUACACAAAUUCAAUUUGUAAAUUCAAAACGUGAUUCUUAAAUACAAAAAUCCAAUUCGUAAAUUCAAAACAAGAUUAAAAAAUACACUAAAUCAAUUCGUAAAUUCAAAACACGAUUUGUAAAUAUACAAAUCCAAUUCGUAAAUUCAAAACGCGAUUCGUAAAUACACAAAUCCAAUUCGUAAAUUCAAAACACAAUUUGUAAAUACACAAAUGCAAUUCGCAAAUUCAAAACACUAUUUGUAAAUACACAAAUUAAAUUCAAAAUGCGAUUCGUAAAUACACACAUCCAAUUUGAAAAUUCAAAACACAAUUUGUAAAUACACAAAUCUAUCUCGGAAAUUCAAACACUAUUUAUAAAUACACAAAUUUAAUUUGUAAAUUCAAAACGCGAUUCGUAAAUACAUAAAUCCAAUUCAUAAAUUCAAAACACGAUUUAAAAAUAGACAAAUCCAAAUUGUAAAUUCAAAAUACGAUUCAAAAAUGUGCAAAUUCAUUUGAUUUUUACUUGUGAAUUUACAAAUUGUGUUUACAAAUUGGAUUUUGUAAAUGUGAAUUGUGCUGUGCAUGUUUGAAUUUUAUUAUGUAAAUGUAUAAUUUUUGACUGAUCUAGCUCUGUAUUUCUAUGAGCUAGAAUAAUUAGAAAGCCACUAAAAGAUUAUUUACUGCUAGUAUUUAUUUGUUUAAUACACUAUACGUUCGCCAAAAUAGAAACACAUAGCCAAGCGACCCCCUUAUUGAUCAGAAUACAUCGUUUUGUACUUAAAUUAGAGCACUGUGUGAAGUCCUAGGAAACUAAUUUUCCUGCUAUAUCAGUUCAAGGAAUCAGAUAUGUAUUGAUGUGCAUUACUGUUUUGCAUCAGUUUGUGAUUUACAAGUUCCCAAAAA